This is a messenger RNA of Exophiala spinifera, 1575 nucleotides long. RefSeq lists its product as uncharacterized. Gene Ontology annotation, molecular function: flavin adenine dinucleotide binding; tRNA dihydrouridine synthase activity. The transcript has 2 exons. NCBI's taxonomy places the organism in Eukaryota, Fungi, Ascomycota, Eurotiomycetes, Chaetothyriales, Herpotrichiellaceae. Bases 1 to 1575 code for a protein of 524 amino acids. Gene Ontology annotation, biological process: tRNA processing. The record is from RefSeq and is a predicted model, not a curated record.
AUGGCUGCGCCAACUCCUGACCGGCCAAAGGUGACUGGACGGGCUUUCUAUGAAAGUAUUGGCAGCCCAAAAUGGAUUGUAGCCCCCAUGGUUGACCGCUCAGAAUUUGCUUGGAGACUUCUCACUCGGUCCUAUUUGGACGAAGAACGAUCGAAGUCCUUGCUAGCAUAUACGCCGAUGCUCCAUGCACGACUCUUUCAGGAAGGCCCAAGACACCGAGACGCCUAUUUCCGACCUACGCGAGAUAGCCUUGUCUCGAAAGUGAGAUCCUCACUGCCCCCAUGGCUAGAUGGGAACCCCGAACUUGAUCGACCACUUUUUGUGCAGUUCUGUGCGAACAAACCGGAGGAAUUGCUCGAAGCAGCGCAAUAUGUAGCUCCAUACUGCGAUGCUGUGGAUCUGAAUCUAGGAUGUCCGCAGGGUAUCGCAAGAAAUGGGCAUUAUGGUGCAUUCCUUCAAGAGGACUGGGACACAAUAUACAGUAUGAUCAACAAACUCCACAACGAACUGUCGGUGCCAGUAACUGCGAAGAUGAGGAUACUAGAGACACGAGAGAAGACACUUGAAUACGCAAAGAUGAUAAUAUCCGCCGGCGCGAGCAUCCUUACCGUCCACGGGCGCCGGCGUGAGCAGAAAGGGCACAAUACAGGCCUCGCAGAUUGGUCUAUGAUCCGCUACCUCAGAGAAAACCUCCCAGCUGACACGGUGCUUUUUGCAAAUGGCAACAUACUCAAUUCCGGUGACAUUGACGCUUGCCUCGCAGCCACAGGUGCCGAUGGAGUCAUGAGCGCCGAGGGCAAUCUUUCCGAUCCGACAAUCUUUGCAUUGCCGCCGAAAGAGCAUAACCCGCGCGAAUAUUGGUAUGGUCCGAAUGACAAAGGCGGCUACCGCGUGGAUGCAGUGUUUCGGCGGUACAUGGAUAUUAUUUACAAGUACAGCUUCGACCGAGCACCGCCUGAACGACCACCUUUGUACAUACCCGGCGACCCUAAACCUGAUUCAACGAAAGAAAUCACGGAUCCUGCAUCGCAGAACGGCGCCACCAACAGCAAGAAGAGAAAACGAGAAAGUAAGCCCAAAACGGACCCGAAUCUAAAGUGCAUGCAGGGCCACCUAUUCCACCUUCUCCGGCGACUAGUAUCGGUACAUACAGACAUCCGGGACGCUCUGGCUAAAUCCAGAUGUGGAGACAUGGAUGCCUACGAGCAUGUCCUGUCAAUGGUCGAAAAGGCUGUCAUGGAAGGACUCGAUGCUGAAGCGCAAGGGACAGGCGAGGAGUCUAGCCAACAAGAAGUGGCAUCACUCGGAGAGAAUGUGCCGCCGAAGCAAAAAACAGAAGCCAAAUACAAGAGACCUUGGUGGGUAUGUCAGCCCCAUAUACGGCCAUUGCCGGAAGAGGCUGUAAAACUGGGAGCAAUGCAGCCCAGCAAGAAAGAACUGGCCAAGCUCGCGGCGCAAGAAUCAUCGGAGACGAAAGCAGACCCCCUUCAACGAGUUGAUGAUGGCCAGCAACAGCAGCAGCCCAGCCCCACAUCAGGCGACGAUGUGCCAAAGUCAGCUCUUGUGUGCGGGUGA